Messenger RNA from Adineta steineri, 1368 nucleotides. Lineage: Eukaryota; Metazoa; Rotifera; Eurotatoria; Adinetida; Adinetidae. The record is from the annotation of a GenBank genome assembly.
AUGUUUAUCGUUUAUUUUAUUGCAAUUGUUUUUAUUACUGUUGCCAAUUGCGAUCAAUCAACACAUGUAUUAGAUCAAGAUGAUGUUUUUACUGUUAAUAUUACAAUGAGAAAUUUCGAAACAACAAAGGAAGAUCAAUAUAUGUAUAUUCAAUAUAAAAUACCUGAUGAAGAAUUAUUCAUUAUCGGAUUUCUUCCAUUAACGAAUUUAACUAUUGCUCAUCAUGUGGUUACAUUUGCUUGUUCUACACCGUAUUCAAAUGAAUCAUUUUGGAUUGGAAAUAAACCAUGUAAUGGUCCAACAGUGAUUCUUCAUGAUUGGUCUUAUAAUAUACCUACAUUAGCAUUGUUACCAAAAGAUGUUGGCAUUGCUGUUGGACGUAAUACUCCAAAUAAAUAUAUUGUAGUGAAUGUUCAUUAUUUAUUAAUUCUCAAAGGAGAUAACUCUGGACUUCAAUUAGUUAUGACUCGAAAACCAUGUAAAUAUCAUGCAAAUACUUUAUUAAGUGGUUCAAGUGAUAUCAAAUUGCAACCAAAUACACAAACUAUUCAAGUUCCUUUUUCGUGUAGUUACAGGGGACAACCCGUUUCUUUUUUUGCUGCUGCUGUUCAUACUCAUAUGUGGGGACGAGUAAAUUCAUUAUAUCGAGUACGUAAUGGAAAUGUUACAUUGAUUGUCAAAAAUUCUCCAAAAAUAAGUCAAGCAUUCAAUUUACUUCCAUCACCGAUUGAUAUUCAAAGUGGUGAUUAUUUAAUUGGUCAAUGUGUAUAUGAUAAUAACGAUGAUCGAGUUAUUGUCGUUGGAGAUACACAUAAUGAUGAAAUGUGUAAUAUUUAUGUCAUGUAUUCAUACAUACCAGAAAAUAUAACAAGUAAUCAACAAACCGUCUAUCGACCUCCAUUUCCAACAUGUUGGAAUAAUCUAGUCCCAAAUAUGACAAAGCUUAUUCCAGCAGACAGUGUAAUUUUUCCACCUAUACCAGAUGAAGAUCAAACUGAUGUGUAUGAAUCAACAUCAUCUCCGACUACUACUGUAGAAGUACUUAGAUCUUCAACGAUUAAAAAUAUAGACAAUUUUACUUUCGCUGAUAUUCCAAAACAAACAACUACUAAACAAUUUUCAUUUCAUCAUGAUACAUUAGUUAUUGUGUGGACUUCAUUGAUCAUUAUUCUUAUUUUAUUUGUCAUGCUUUGUUAUAUUCUUUAUAUACGAAAUAGACGUCAAGUUACUCGUUUCAAUUUAUACGCAAUUGAUGUAGACAAUAGUGAUACUUCUAAUGAUUCCAUGUUUACUAAUUGGACAAAUCGUCAGAACAAAUUCAAAAGAUUAGAAUUCGACAUCGAUGAAGAAAAUCCAUCGUCAUAUUGA